AUGCAGAUUUGCUUGACGGACAUUAGCUACGUCAAGCUCGACAAUAUUGAUUCCGGCCUGGGCCAAGAGCAAGGGAACAAAAGUUUGCUGUCACUUAUACUAUUCAUUCAAACACAUUCCAUGAUAAUUCCCUCCUAUGCGAUGAAGCAAAUACAGGAGUUUGACUACGACUUGGUAAAACUGCAGACGGCGUCUACGGAGAUCCGGCUGUUGGAGCUCUAUCCGUCCCAAGCCCAUAAUUUGAAAGAUAAACCCAAUGAGGCCGCUAACCCGAUCUGGGGCGACCGUCUUGUCUGCCGUCUGUAUACAACCACUAUCGAGAAGCCGUCGAACCUUUUCAUGGCUUUGUCGUAUGUUUGGGGCGACGGCAAUAAAUCGCGAGCAAUUUGGGCCGUCAGCUCACCUGGAGACGAAUCCAGGCAUUGGACAGAAACUAGCAUACCUAUUACAGAGUCGCUAGAAAUGGCGCUGCGACACCUGCGCAGGCGGCACGAGACCAUUACGCUAUGGAUUGAUCAAAUAUGUAUCAACCAAGCAGACAACAGCGAGAAGAGCAAACAGGUCGGGAUGAUGGGGAGGAUCUACUCGGAGGCAAAGCAAGUGCUAGUAUGGCUAGGCCCAGCAGCAGACGGCUCUGAUAAAUUGAUGGACGCGUGGCAACAUAUUGGUCAACAGGCUCGUGACCUGGGGCUCGAGAGCUUCCUAACGCGGGAGCGAUACCACUUGCUAUCACCCAUCAUAACAAAUCAAAACCCGGCCGAUGAAGCAACGAUGCAUUUUCAAGCCUUGCUUGCUCGCACUGCUGACGUCUUUGCUCCGUUAAUAAAACAUAUGGCGCUCAAAAGCUGGUUUGAGAGACCAUAUUUCUUACGCGCCUGGAUCGUACAGGAAUUCUCCUUAUGCACUGAAGCUUUGUUCGUGUGCGGGACCAAGGUGAUUCCCGUCGAGCUCACCCAGCUGGCAUUAUUGAUGCUGCAGUUCGCUAUCAGCAAUAUGUUCCGGAGCGACUAUAGGAUGCUCCAAAGGCCUGAGAUGCCUCCGGAGCGCCUGGAGGAGGUAUCCGAGGAGCCAAUAUCGCGAUUAUUUAGUUGUCGUUCACUUGAACAAAAACACAGAGGCGACCAACUACAUAUGUUACUACGGAAGCUUUUUGUAGGCCAUGACACACGUGCUACCGUGCACCGUGACCGGGUGUUUGCGCUUCUCGGUCUCGCAGUCGACGCCGACAGGCUAGGCAUCCAGCCCAAUUACGACUCCUCCGAGGGAAGCACUGAGCGUAUCCUGACGCAAACUGCACGUGCGCUAAUUGAAAGAAGUGGUCGUGUCGACACUCUCUGCUAUUCCCAGCUCCCAAAGGUCCCUGAUCUAGCUAGCUUGCCAUCUUGGGUGCCUGACUGGCGAUCAAAUCUGCGACCAUCAUUCUAUACGCUUAACGAGCGCGCCGACAAGCACCUAUUUGCCGCAGCAGGCAAGGAUAGCGUGGUAAAGUUUAUACCAGCCCCUAAAGGCAAUCCAAAUGUCCUGGGACUGCGAGGCUAUAUGGUCGAUUUAAUUGAGAAAGUGGCUGAAGGGGGUUCUUGGACGGACCUGAGCUGGGACCAUGUCAGAUAUCUGGGCUUCUUCUCUCAGGUGGACGAGUUGUGGCAGCGUUCUAUGGGAAAAGCCUAUCCAAUCCACGGUGAACUAACAUAUCGUCGCAAAGAGGAGGCGAGAUGGCGCGUGCCCAUUGGCGACGUCUACUGGACAGUGGAGGGGGAUUCACAACGGGCAACACCUGAUGUGGUUACCUACCAUGACCAAUGCCUGAAGAACCUGCAGCACUUCGACGAAAUGAGCCGGCGGACUUCUGUGGGGGCAGAUGGAUGGGCAGAAUGGGAGGAGCAGCGCCAAAGAGGGCAGAUAGGACAGUACUACCGCGACAGUAUGAAGGUCAUGCAAGGAAAGCGGCCUUUCCUGACACAAAUGGGGUAUCUUGGCAUGGGCCCUGCAGAGGGCCAGCCAGCCGAUGUAGUUGUUAUCUUCUGCGGUGGGAGGAUCCCCUUUGUGUUACACCCUUUAGACCAGCUAGGUGGGUCCCAGAGAGGCGAGAAUAGCCUGUUUUCAUUUGUUGGCGAGGCGUACUGCGAUGGCGUUAUGGAUGGGGAGGUCACUACAAGGGAGGAGAAGACUUUCUUCCUCGCUUGA
Molecule: messenger RNA, 2184 nt
Organism: Fusarium venenatum
Lineage: Eukaryota; Fungi; Ascomycota; Sordariomycetes; Hypocreales; Nectriaceae
Product: heterokaryon incompatibility protein-domain-containing protein
Source: RefSeq, a predicted model, not a curated record